UGUCACUCCUCGGCCUUUUCGUCCUUUUCCUCGUGGGUUGUACACGAAAUGAAAUUCAGAGGACAGCUGACAGAGUUCCUGGUGGUGGGCCGGGAGAUGCCCACCGAGAGGCAGCCCUUACCACCCCUCUUCAAGAUGCGAAUCUUUGCCCCAGAUGAAGUCACCGCUAAGUCCCGUUUCUGGUACUUUGGUAACAGGCUCCGAAAGAUGAAGAAGUCUCGUGGAGAGAUCUGCAGCUGCAGGAAGAUCUUUGAGAAGAAGCCCCAGAAGAUCAAGAACUUUGGUGUGUGGCUCCGUUAUGACUCCAGGAGUGGAACCCACAACAUGUACAGGGAGUACCGUGACCUGACCACUGCUGCAGCUGUCACUCAAUGCUACCGUGACAUGGGAGCAAGGCAUCGUGCCCGUGCCCAUUCUAUCCAGAUCAUUCGAGUGGAAGAAAUCCCAGCAUCCAAGUGCAGGAGGCCCCACAUCAAGCAGUUCCUGAACUCCAAGAUCACCUUCCCACUUCCUCAUCGCACACAGCGACCCAACAAGCCCCUCUUCACCACCCGCAGACCCAGCACCUGCUUCAAGUAAACAGGACGUCGUUUGUCAAGUGCUCGUCAGCUCUCCAAGGAAUACAAUAAACUGUUCAUAUCAAAUCUUUGUUGUCCAUGGAUUGUUGAUGAAGGUAUCCCCAAAUACAUCAGGUUGAAGCAAAA
Lytechinus pictus (painted urchin) is the source of this 704-nucleotide messenger RNA. RefSeq names its product large ribosomal subunit protein eL20-like. Lineage: Eukaryota; Metazoa; Echinodermata; Echinoidea; Temnopleuroida; Toxopneustidae. Bases 49 to 579 code for a protein of 176 amino acids. The record is from RefSeq and is a predicted model, not a curated record. Gene Ontology annotation, molecular function: structural constituent of ribosome. Gene Ontology annotation, cellular component: cytosolic large ribosomal subunit; ribosome. The transcript is spliced from 5 exons. Gene Ontology annotation, biological process: translation.